Mya arenaria is the source of this 2873-nucleotide messenger RNA. RefSeq lists its product as uncharacterized. The transcript is spliced from 2 exons. The record is from RefSeq and is a predicted model, not a curated record. Gene Ontology annotation, molecular function: zinc ion binding. NCBI's taxonomy places the organism in Eukaryota, Metazoa, Mollusca, Bivalvia, Myida, Myidae. The coding region runs from base 824 to 2524 and encodes 566 amino acids.
UAUAUUUAUUUCGUUGUGCAUUUCGAGUGUAGAAAGGCCUACUAAACCAGAAGUCGUGAACUCCUAUUGAUAUUAAUACGGGACACAAUCUCGGCAUGAUUAAAAUGUGGUUUGGAUUUGAAGAACAAUAGUGUUAAUUAAGCAAGAUUGUAACAACGCUUAUCAUUUGGAUAUUGUGUAAUAUGUCAGUGUGACAUUGAUUGUAAUUUGUGGUUUCUUCUUAUCAGUACAAAACAAUUUACUUCCUUGUAACAAAAUAAACAAACGUGGCUGAAUGAACAUUUAUUUGAUUUAGUUCGUGAAUUUUUUGAAACUCAAGAGAGAAAAUGGAAAAUAAUUAUGGAUCAUCACUCACUUUCUUCCCAUAGAUGGUGUUGAGGUUCGAGAAGUACUAGACCUCAGUGCUAUUGUUCGUUGAAAUGGGUCAAUUCGCUAUAAAAUAUACAGGAAAAGUACUUCCUACAACUAUUCGGCAAUCUUCGGUAAGCUCGGAAUAGACAAUCGUUACCACUCGGCAGUCUUCGGCAAACCUCGUGGGAAGGCCCACUGGACAGUCGAUAACUAUUCGAAAUGUUUACACAGGAAUAAAAUAAGGCAUGUUUAAAAUCAUUUUUGUAUAAUUUGAAAAAUGAUUGUAAAUUUAGUACGGUUGUGACUACGCUUAUCAUUUUGAUAUCGUGUUAUAUAGCAGUGUGGAUUUGAUCGAAAUAUUGGUUUUCUUCGUAUCAGCGGAGUACAAAAUAAUUAACUUCCUAGUUACAAAAUAAACAGAAACUGACUGUGUGAACUAGUUUGUGUGUCAUUUUUAAUCUCAAAAGCGAAAAUGGCUUCUAAGUUUGAAUCAUCCAUUCAGAGGGGCUGUGACUUCAUUCAUGAUUUUUCCUGCUCUCCGUGUGAAGAGAACGGAUUUAACACCGAAGCUGACCAUUAUUGUACUCAAUGCAUGAAAUAUUACUGCCAAAACUGUGUUCUAAAACAUGACGUAUUAUAUCAGAAGCACGCAGUGCUCGGCCGGAAGGACGUGAAGAAAUGGGAGGCAGCCCCAGGGGCGGUGGACGCCCUGGAGAGAUGCGGGAUGCAUCGCGGGGAGGCACUGAAGUUGGUAUGUGCCGACCAUGACCAGCUGUGCUGCCAUGUGUGCGUCGCCGUGGACCACAGACAAUGUUCCAAAAUCCAUCCCAUUCCAGAUGUAGCAAAAGGAAUUCAGAGAAAUAUUGAGUUUCAGCAAAUUCCAAAGAAGAUCGCUGAACUUGAAAAGCAAUUCGAGCUGAUGAAAGAAGCACGAAUGAAGAAUACGACAUCUCUGAAAAAGACGAGGACAGCCAUUUCUGAUGAAAUUAAAACCAUACGUAAAAAGAUCAACGAAAUCCUUGAUAAGAUUGAGAAGACAACUUUACAAGACUUGGACGGAAUAAUAGCUAAACUUGAAAAAAAUAUAAAGAAAGAUAUCGAAACUUGUGAUAAAAUGACUAUUGAACUGCAAAACAUGAUUGCCGCUUUUCAAACAAAAUCAAAAUCAAGCGAGUCAAAAUCAUAUAUUGCGUACAGAAAGAGCCAGGAUAUGAUUUCACAAGCAAACGAUCAUCUUCAUGGCAUAUCCACCAUUGAGUGUUACAAUGUAACAUUUCAAGCCAAUAACCUUAUCGAAGAACUUUUAUCUUCAAUAAAGACGUUUGGAGCGAUUGAAGAACAAACUGUUACGAUUAAACAGCGAAAAGAUCCCCUUUCCGAUCCAAACCACGUCUUCAGUGUUGAAGAGUACAAGGAGUACAACGUGAAGAUGAGUGAUAUCCGUGGUGUAUGUGAAUUGUCUAGUGGAGAGUUUGUCAUAGCAGACUGGGGUAAUUGUAAAGUGAAGCUCCUGGACAAGGAGUACAGGGUGAUCGACCACUGUGAUGUCCCGUGGGAUCCAUAUGACGUGUGCCACAUUGACGGAAAUGAAGUGGCCGUUUGUGUUAACAGUGGUCAUGCUGAUAGACGAGGACUUUAUCUCAUUAAUGCUACGAAAGGGAAACUCGUAACUACGAGGAAGUUAAGCUUCACCCAUGGAUGUAAUGCCGCAGCUCACUAUGGCGGCCAGCUUUACAUCUCCUCCAGUGACGCCCUGUACAUCUACACGAUGUCGGGAAAGAAAGUGAAGACGCUGUACGAGGACUUCGGUGUGAUUAUCACAGUGAUGAAAUGUGCCAUCAGUAACGACGGGAAGACAAUCUACAUCACAAACUCCAGUAAACAUCAACUGAUCACCCUAGACAACAAGGGCAACAAGCUGGCCUUACUCACUGACCCUGACAUGAAACAUCCUACCGGAGUACACGUGACACCUGCUGGACACGUGUUCGUCUGCUGCGAAGGCUCCAACACAGUGCUGCAGGUUGACAACGACGGGAAGAAAAAGUUGACCACACUGGCAAGUAAGAGAGACGGACUGAACAAACCGCGUGAUUUAUUCUUCAGCAGCCGCACUUUCUCUCUGAUUGUUGGUGGAUGGAACGGCACACUUCUUGUUAUCAAGUUAAAUUAAAACUAAAAACUUUUAAUGUUUGAUUUGGUACUAUCGAACAGGAAUCUUCCAUAUUUUUAUUGCAAAGUAUAUUGUAGUAUUGUCAUACAUGUAUAUAAUUGUUUUGUUUAGACCGCAUGGUAUAAGUAAUAUGAUAUGAAUCCAAAAGCAUCUUGUGAAUACUUAUAUUUUAUCAUAUUUUGGACAAUUUAUAUCCAAGAAACUACAAACGAAAUAUUAUAUAUAUAUAUGUUUUAUUUGAUGAAUGUAGUCUGUUCAAUUUUCGUGUAUAUAUAUAUAACACCGUCAUAUUGACUUAUUCAAUUUAAAUAUAAUGAUGAUUUACUUGCAUACUAUACAUACAGGUGAA